Dacryopinax primogenitus is the source of this 1743-nucleotide messenger RNA. RefSeq names its product HD-domain/PDEase-like protein. Bases 1 to 1743 code for a protein of 580 amino acids. The record is from RefSeq and is a predicted model, not a curated record. The transcript has 12 exons. Gene Ontology annotation, cellular component: nucleus. Gene Ontology annotation, molecular function: dGTPase activity. NCBI's taxonomy places the organism in Eukaryota, Fungi, Basidiomycota, Dacrymycetes, Dacrymycetales, Dacrymycetaceae. Gene Ontology annotation, biological process: dGTP catabolic process.
AUGUCGAAACUCGCACCGGCCAUUGAGCUGACCUCGCCUCGUUUCUUUGACCUCGACGAUGAUGACGUACUUGUCGACGAGGAGGCAAGGAUCGACAUCAGUCUUCCAAAGCCCCGACACAUUAAAGACUCCGUUCAUGACUAUAUUACGAUCGCCGAUCCGAUGGUGCAAGCUUUCAUCGACAGUCCGCAGAUUCAGCGACUUCGGUAUAUCAAGCAGCUCGGUACUGCGUACUUUGUUUGGCCAGGAGCCUCACACAAUCGGUUUGAGCAUAGUCUGGGUGUUUGUCACUUGGCCGGACUCCUCGUGGAGCGUCUUCGGACAGAGCAGCCAUAUUUGGGGAUUGACGACCGUGACGUGAGGUGUGUGCAAUUAGCUGGUCUAUGUCAUGAUCUCGGUCAUGGUCCAUUCAGCCAUGUAUGGGAUGGACUGUUCAUGCCAGAAGCGACUGGAGAACCAUGGGCGCAUGAAGCUGGUUCAGAGAUGAUGCUUGAUUACCUCGUCGAGGACAACCAAAUCGAUGUACCUGAAAAAGACGUCACCUUUGUUAAGGCAUUGAUUGCUGGAGAUUCUGAACGAUGCCCAUAUGAAAAGAAGUUCCUGUUUCAGGUUGUGGCGAACAAGUUAAAUGGCAUUGAUGUGGAUAAAUUCGACUAUAUGCAGCGAGAUUCUCAUUGCUUGGGUAUAUCGUGUCCCGUUGAUGUACAUCGGUACGCCAUAUAUCUCGAGCACAAGCGGAUGGUCGCUCAAUCGCACAACAGUAUCAUAGGCAGCUCUCGAGUGAUCGCCAACACCAUAUGCUACAGCAAUAAAGAUGCAUAUAAUAUUUAUGAGUUAUUUUACUCCCGGUAUUCUCUUCAUAAGCGCAUUUAUAAUCAUAAAGCAGCUGUGGCUAUCGAGCAUAUGAUCGUUGAUGCUCUGGUAAAAGCAGACCCCGUUCUCAAGCUGGUCGAACAAACGCGGGAUCCCAGACGGUACCUGUAUUUGACGGAUUCUGUCGUCCAGGAGGUGGAAAAGUCUAUCGAUCCCGCCUUGGAGGAGUCCAGAGAAAUCAUCCGACGACUUCGCGUCCGCGAUCUGUACAAGAUUGUGGAUUAUGUUAUCCUGCCCAGCAAUUGGCACGAUAUCUGGAAGAGAACGGGGCGUUUGACACCAGAGAGCAUUGUGCGUCAAGCGAGAGAGGAGCAGCUGGACGAGGAGGAGCGUUUGCAACCGCAGGAUCUCAUCAUCACCUGGUCUGUGCUUCACUUCGGCUCAAAGGAACAAGACCCGAUCCGCUCGGUUCGGUUUUAUUCAUGGCAGAGCCCGCACAAGGCGUACAGAGCAAGGAAGGACUGGAUCUCACAGGUCACGGCUGAUCAGUGGCAGGAGGUACUCGUCCGCUGUAUCGUCAGGGAUCCCAGGCACGUUGGUCCCGGUCUCAUACGUAUGCCGGUCGCCCCGACCGCCUCAUCUUCUCAGGCACCUUCGCCUAUGCUCUUAGCAUCCUCUGGGGCAGCUGUCCCUGGUCUGGGUAUCUCUGCAAUUCUCCCUCCGCCCGCUUUUCCUGGUACACCCGGGCCCCCAACCCGAGAGCAGACACCUAACCCGUUUACAACUGUUCACUCCAAGUUCGCGAUACAGUCGCCCAUGGAGUCGCCCAUACGGCGGAGGAAGAGAGACGACAUGAACGGUGACCCCUCAGCCUCGCUCCAAUCAACUCCGUUGAAGAAGGCCAGGGUCAACGGUUUUCAUGGAGCUUAA